Amborella trichopoda is the source of this 2015-nucleotide messenger RNA. RefSeq names its product putative inactive poly [ADP-ribose] polymerase SRO2. NCBI's taxonomy places the organism in Eukaryota, Viridiplantae, Streptophyta, Magnoliopsida, Amborellales, Amborellaceae. The record is from RefSeq and is a predicted model, not a curated record. Gene Ontology annotation, molecular function: NAD+ poly-ADP-ribosyltransferase activity.
UCUUACGAGAACCGAAGGCCCCCUCAAAACUGGCGGCGUCGGUAAACAAUUUGCCGCCACACCGCCAAAACAGAGGGCGCAUAAAUACCUUCAAAUAUCCAUUUUUGCCCUCUGUUCUGGUUCAAAGCUCGAUCUCUUUCUAGAUGUUUUGAGAGGGAAACCAGAACCAAAUCGCAGGGAUUUCUGAAGUUGAAUGCUCUUCAAAGUGUUCCUCCAGUGAGAUCAAGGAGAUCAAGAUGAACUUCAAACAUCUUUGGUAUUAGAUCAAGAUAAACUGAUAUUCAAACAUCUUUGGUAAUACGAGCGUCAAAGACAUAAAAGGAGGAUGGAAAAGGUUUCUUCAGUGAUGACAAUUCCUAGAGUUUAUUUGCCUGUUGAUUACACAGAUAAUAUGGCUUCAUUCGGUAACCCUAAUUAUAAAACAGGAGGCAAUUGUGGGGAUAUUACUUUGGGGUUUCGCUUCUUUGGAGAUGAGUUGAUUGAGUUGAAGAAGGGAGACGAAGAACAUUGCUUUGUUCAAGGCCGAUUUUAUUCAGGUCUAGGGUUUCUCAUGAGUUACACUGGUGUUGUGAGUAUUCACAAAAUUUCUCAUUCUAGUUUUUCAGGACAGGCUAGAUUGCAAGCAUUUUCUUUGUAUUCGGAUGCCAUUGCUAAGAAGUGUGGAGGUGAUGCCAAUAUCAGAUAUGCUUGGCAUGGCUCCGGUAAAGAUGGGGUUUCCCAAGUUAUACUUCAUGGUUUUGGUCUUUGCAAUAGACCUGAAGGCAAAGGAGCCAAUGGUGUUGGGAUAUACCUUUCACCCGAGGGUUCAUCCAUUGACAGUUUGGUGUACUCCAAUGUCGAUGACGAUGGCCAGCAACACAUGUUACUUUGUCGCGUUAUUAUGGGAAAUAUGGAGCUAGUCCCAACUGGGUCAGAGCAAUUCCAUCCCAGUUCUGAAGAAUUCGAUUCAGGGGUGGAUAAUCCAAUCACCCCAUCAAGAUAUAUUGUCUGGAGCACACAUAUGAACACUCAUAUAUUGCCAGAAUAUGUAGUGAGCUUCAAGGUUUCUCAUCCUCACUUGACAAAAUUACUCUCUUUGAGGAAUUGGAAAGCAGACUCCAUGGAAAGUUUGAUUGCUUCAAAUCCUCACGUUUUUGGAAAUUCACCUGGAAAAUGGAUGCAACUUCAGCAAAAGAAACCAGCAAAAGUGCCAUUUGUGGUUGCUCACCAUGUGAAGGGGGAGAGUGCUGCAAGAAAACCAAGUUCUGCUUGGAUGCCGUUUCCAAGGUUGAUCUCUGUACUUGCAGGGAUCUUACCACCUUCCAGUAUCAGCCUGAUUGAGAAAUAUCACACUAGUUACUUGGAGAAGAGAAUUACGAGGGAGUGCAUGAUCAAGAAAGUGAGACAAAUUGCUGGAGACAAGGUGCUUGUUGCAGCCAUCAAGUCUUACCGGUCUAAGCAAUUAAAAGAGUUGGCACAUCAGAGAACUCCAUUUCCAAGGCAGAGUAACUCAACCGAUCCUGGUUCUUGUACAAGUGAGAACACAAUCUCCACCGCGGACUCCAGAACCCAUUAAUCAUGCCUUUGCUUUUGCUUACUGACCUUAGACCAAAGAGAAGUAGAUCAAUUUCCAAGGGAUCCACUGCAUUUUCUUUUCAUAUAAGCGAACCUUUUUCGGUGUUUCUCUUGCUCAAUUUUUUAACAUCUUUCACUAAGGUUGCUGUUGGAACCUUUUGUUAAAGGAAGUUUAGUGAGUUGGGGUGUGUCUGUGUGUGGGUGUGGGUGUGGGUGUGGGUGUGGGUGUGGGUGUGGAUGUGUAUGAGUGUGAGUGUGUGUGUUAAUACAUGAUGUAUCAGUUCAGAAGUUGUUGAAGCAAUGGGAGUUGGUGUUUGUUGGAUCUCCUCGACCAUGUAACCCCUAUACCCUGUGUUGAUAUGGCAAAAGAAACUUGAAAUUGUACAUGAAGUGCUCACCUUGGUUGAGGAAAAAUGGGAAUGUUAAGGCCAAUUAUUGUCAAAAUAAUCACACGUUGAUGA